UACGAUUGUUACUCACUGUUUUUAGCAGCGCGUACUUUAGACAGAUUCCGUACAGCAGGAAUGCUGUGUGCGCGGCCGGUUGGGAACGGCUCGGUACGGGGCUUCGGGGAGCAGAGAGGAACAGGCUCGGAGGGGCUGACAGCCCGGCGGAGACGCCCCCCGCGCCCGCCCGGGGCCAGCCCGGGGUCCCCAUGGAGUGGGAGUUGCGGAGCCCAGUCGCCGAGCAGUAGCCGCAGCAGUGGGAUGUUUACCUGGCGGUGCCUCAUCCUUUGGGCUGUGCUGGUCACAGCCGCGCUCUCCGCUGCCAGGCCAGUCCCGACCCUGCCCGACCAAGUUCUGCCCAAAGCAAAAAUCGAAGUGGAAUCCUACUCGGCGCACCCCGGUGACCUCCUCCAGCUGCGCUGCCGGCUGCGGGAUGACGUCCAGAGCAUCAACUGGGUGCGCGACGGCGUCCAGCUGGCCGAGAACAACCGGACGCGCAUUACCGGGGAGGAGGUAGAGGUCAGGGACGCGGUGCCCGAGGACUCGGGGCUCUAUGCCUGCAUGACCAACAGCCCCUCGGGAAGCGAGACCACCUACUUCUCCGUGAACGUCUCAGAUGCGCUCCCUUCCGCAGAGGAUGAUGAUGACGAAGACGAUUCCUCCUCGGAGGAGAAGGAGGCAGAUAACACCAAACCGAACCAAGCCGUCGCUCCCUACUGGACCUAUCCCGAGAAGAUGGAGAAGAAGCUCCACGCCGUCCCCGCCGCCAAGACGGUGAAAUUCAAGUGUCCGUCGAGUGGGACGCCCAACCCUACACUGCGCUGGCUGAAGAACGGCAAGGAGUUCAAACCCGACCACCGCAUCGGGGGGUACAAGGUCCGCUACGCGACCUGGAGCAUCAUCAUGGACUCGGUGGUGCCGUCCGAUAAAGGCAACUAUACGUGCAUCGUGGAGAACAAAUACGGGAGCAUCAACCACACCUACCAGCUGGAUGUCGUGGAGCGGUCCCCGCACCGGCCCAUCCUGCAGGCGGGGUUGCCAGCCAACAAGACGGUGGCCCUGGGCAGCAACGUGGAGUUUGUCUGCAAGGUCUACAGCGACCCCCAGCCCCACAUCCAGUGGCUGAAACACAUCGAGGUGAACGGCAGCAAGAUCGGCCCCGACAACCUGCCCUACGUGCAGAUCCUGAAGACGGCUGGCGUUAACACGACAGACAAAGAAAUGGAAGUCCUUCACUUAAGGAAUGUCUCAUUUGAGGAUGCUGGGGAGUAUACAUGUUUGGCGGGUAAUUCUAUUGGGAUCUCCCAUCACUCUGCAUGGUUGACAGUUCUCGAAGCUAUUGAGGACACCCCGGCCAUGAUGACGUCCCCCCUCUACCUGGAGAUCAUCAUCUACUGCACCGGGGCCUUCCUCAUCUCCUGCAUGGUGGUGACCGUCAUCAUCUACAAGAUGAAGAGCACCACCAAGAAGACGGACUUCAACAGCCAGCUGGCCGUGCACAAGCUGGCCAAGAGCAUCCCCCUGCGCAGACAGGUGUCGGCCGACUCCAGCUCCUCCAUGAACUCGGGCGUGAUGCUGGUGCGGCCCUCGCGGCUCUCCUCCAGCGGCACCCCCAUGCUGGCCGGCGUCUCCGAGUACGAGCUCCCCGAGGAUCCGCGCUGGGAGCUGCCCCGGGACAGGCUGAUCCUGGGCAAACCUCUGGGAGAAGGAUGCUUCGGGCAGGUGGUGCUGGCGGAAGCCAUUGGCCUCGACAAGGACAAGCCAAACCGUGUCACCAAGGUGGCGGUGAAGAUGCUCAAGUCUGACGCCACGGAGAAGGACUUGUCUGACCUCAUCUCUGAGAUGGAGAUGAUGAAGAUGAUUGGGAAGCACAAGAACAUCAUCAACCUGCUGGGAGCCUGCACGCAGGACGGACCCCUCUACGUGAUCGUGGAGUACGCGAGCAAGGGCAACCUGCGGGAAUACCUGCAGGCGCGGCGGCCCCCCGGCAUGGAGUACUGCUACAACCCCACCCGUGUCCCCGAGGAGCAGCUCUCCUUCAAGGACCUGGUCUCGUGCGCCUACCAGGUGGCCCGGGGCAUGGAGUACCUGGCCUCCAAGAAGUGCAUCCACAGGGACUUGGCUGCCAGGAACGUCUUGGUGACCGAGGACAACGUGAUGAAGAUCGCUGACUUUGGUCUGGCCCGUGACAUCCACCAUAUCGAUUACUACAAGAAGACGACAAAUGGUCGCCUGCCGGUGAAGUGGAUGGCCCCGGAGGCUCUGUUCGAUCGAAUAUACACUCACCAGAGCGAUGUGUGGUCCUUCGGUGUGCUGCUGUGGGAGAUCUUCACGCUGGGCGGCUCGCCCUACCCCGGCGUGCCCGUCGAGGAGCUCUUCAAGCUGCUGAAGGAAGGCCACAGGAUGGACAAGCCCAGCAACUGCACCAAUGAGCUGUACAUGAUGAUGCGGGAUUGCUGGCACGCUGUCCCUUCCCAGAGACCCACCUUCAAGCAGCUGGUGGAGGACCUGGACAGGAUCGUGGCCAUGACCUCCAACCAGGAGUACCUGGACCUCUCCAUGCCGCUGGAUCAGUAUUCUCCCGGCUUCCCGGACACCCGCAGCUCCACCUGUUCCUCGGGAGAGGACUCUGUGUUUUCUCAUGACCCCCUUCCCGACGAGCCGUGCCUUCCCAAGCUCCCCCCUCAGCACACCAACGGCGGACUGAAGCGACACUGAGGGUGGCACUGCCAGCAGGGAUUGCCGUGCCGUGCCCGCGGGCGCCCGGCAGGCGCUGCCUUCGCAGCCCGGUGGUGCUGAGCUCUCGCAGAAAGGAUUCAGAGACACAACCGUAGCAUCUCACGCAACCAAACCCACCCGCCUGUCCUGCCAGCUUCUCCUGCCGCCUUAGCUGUGAGCUCUCUGCAGCCCGAAGGGUUCGUUCUGGUGUUUCUUUGGUGAUUCCUGUUUUUUAAAGCCUCUUUUCCAUGGAGUCUGUGCUUGGUUUUACACUCGGUUGAGCCCAAACCCCAUCCCAUGGGUGAUGGCACCUGGCCAGGGAGCCAACCUCCCACCCUGGAACCACACGUCCUGGCCGGGCACGGAGAGAUGGGCUUCUCUGCGACCUGCAGAACUCUCAGAGCCGGGAUCAGCGCCGGGUUUCUGCAGCUGCGUGAGCCGGGAACGUCAGCAGGAAUGUGCCGGAGAUGCUGUGCUCAGCAGUGCCGGCACCGCCGGGCUUUGCCGACCCAACCCAGGUACCGGGGGGCAUGGGGAGGCGGCGCGUGCGGCGCUCAGCGCUGGUGGCGGCAGCGGCUGAACCGGCGCUGAAAGCGAAAGCCCCGUGUACAUAGCUAAAAAUAUGUAUAAAUAUGAAUUAUAUAUUUACAUGUCUUUUAAAAAGGGUUGUUACCAGAGCUAUACCAGUUUGGUAGUGAGGUACUAGUGGCUGGUAGGUAUCAGUUGCUAUAAAAACAAAGUCCAUAUAUUUUGCUACUUUUGCUGUUUUUAUUUUUUUAAAUUAUGUUCUAAACCUAUUUCAGUUUAGGCCCCUCGGUAUGAAUUGCUGCUGCUGCUUCAGUUUUAUAUGGGGUUGUAUUAAACAAUAAUAAUAAUAAUAAUAAUAAUAAUGUGCCGAUGCCUUUUGGGAAUACGUUGUCAUGACGUGCCUGGCUUUUUCCCGGCCCCCCCGCGCUGUCCCCUCAGCCCUCGGGGUUGGGCGUUACGGUGCCACAUUGGUGCCCUGCGCUUUAGGGGUCGGGAAGGAGCUGGGACGGCCGCUGGGAUGCCGGAGUGGUGCCGCGUGGCACCAAAUCCUCGGGGGACGCUGCCCCUGCUCCCCGGGCGAUGCCCGCCAGUGCCUUACGGCGCCCGGGGAGCAUCCUCAGCCGGGUCCCACCUCUCCGUACGCACCGGGCUCGGUCGCCGAGGCGGCUGCGGUGCUCGGCUGCCCAAGCUCGGCUCCGCCAGGGCAUUUCCUUGCUGGGGGGGAGCCCCUCGUCGCUGGUGUUGAGACCCCCCCCCCAGAGCCAGGGCGCUGUUACUUGAAAAGUUUAUUUUGCCUUUGUAUGGAGAAAUAUUAUUUGUUGUAAACUCUUCUGUAAUGAAUCUGGAAUUCUUGUAAUUAUUAAAGACUUUA
Messenger RNA from Cuculus canorus (common cuckoo), 4099 nucleotides. RefSeq names its product fibroblast growth factor receptor 1 (gene FGFR1). Gene Ontology annotation, biological process: multicellular organism development; fibroblast growth factor receptor signaling pathway; positive regulation of kinase activity. The record is from RefSeq and is a predicted model, not a curated record. Bases 61 to 2700 code for a protein of 879 amino acids. Gene Ontology annotation, molecular function: fibroblast growth factor binding; fibroblast growth factor receptor activity; ATP binding. Lineage: Eukaryota; Metazoa; Chordata; Aves; Cuculiformes; Cuculidae. The transcript is spliced from 18 exons. Gene Ontology annotation, cellular component: membrane; signaling receptor complex.